This is a messenger RNA of Micropterus dolomieu (smallmouth bass), 3627 nucleotides long. Its product is annotated as zinc finger protein 271-like. Bases 469 to 3141 code for a protein of 890 amino acids. The transcript is spliced from 5 exons. NCBI's taxonomy places the organism in Eukaryota, Metazoa, Chordata, Actinopteri, Centrarchiformes, Centrarchidae. The record is from RefSeq and is a predicted model, not a curated record. Gene Ontology annotation, biological process: negative regulation of transcription by RNA polymerase II; regulation of cytokine production; regulation of immune system process.
UUUCUGUGAUCCUGAUAUUCACGUCCUGCUCUUGGAAGCUCGUUACUGAACGACUGCCAAGUCCUCCUCUCAGGGUCUGCAAACUAAUCUGUCAGGGCAGCGAUGAGAUCCUUAUAUAGAAGAUUGUGAAGAGGCAAAGAGAGUGAUUGGACAGCAGCAGAUCUUUUUUUAAAAAAAGGAGGGACGUUCACUGUCGGAUCAGUUUCUCUGCAGACUAACUCAGCAGCGCUUCACUUUCCCAGCAGAUCCGGUCCUGCCUGUGUUGGUAAAAGGUGAAACCAAUAGUUUCUUCUUGUGUCCCGGAGGCAGCAGCACACUGCUGGAUCAGUCAGCUGCUGUUUGAGGCCUUUCUAAAAUAUCUGAGAGAACUCGCAGCUCCACGAGGUCCCGCAGCGCUCCUGAAUCUGAAGAGCUCCGACAGUCCCAGAGGAGACCUGCUGGAUCUCAGAGACCAGGACCGAGAGCGGGAUGGAGGAGGACAACCAGGACCCGGAGCCCCGGAGCAACAACGUCCCCGGAGGACAAACAGCAGGCUCGAGCUCUGAUAGCACCGAUGUUCAGGACUUGAUCCGAAGAGCUCCGACAGUCCCAGAGGAGACCUGCUGGAUCUCAGAGACCAGGACCAAGAGCGGGAUGGAGGAGGACAACCAGGACCCGGAGCCCCGGAGCAACAACGUCCCCGGAGGACAAACAGCAGGCUCGAGCUCUGAUAGCACCGAUGUUCAGAAAAGGAGAAGAAGAGAUGGAAUCAAACAUCAUCUCUGUCAACACUGUGACAAAUCCUUCACAACAUCUGGAUAUUUGAAGAUUCAUCAGAGACUUCACACUGGAGAGAAACCGUACAGCUGUGACCAUUGUGGGAAAACUUUCACUGCAUCAGGUCACCUAAAACACCACCAACGUGUUCACACUGGAGAGAAACUGUACUGGUGUGAACAGUGUGGGAAAAGUUUCACUCAAUCAGGUGACCUAAAAAAACACAAACGUGUUCACACUGGAGAGAAACCGUACUGGUGUGAACACUGCGGAAAAACCUUCACUCUAUCCGGUGACCUGAAAAUCCACAAACGUGUUCACACUGGAGAGAAACCGUACAGCUGUGACCUGUGUGGGAAAGCUUUCACUGUAUCAGGUAACCUAAAAAUCCACCAACGUGUUCACACUGGAGAGAAACCGUACAGCUGUGACCAGUGUUGGAAAGCUUUUACUGUAUCAAGUGACCUGAAAUCGCACCAACGUGUUCACACUGGAGAGAAACCAUACUGGUGUGAACAGUGUGGAAAAACUUUCAGUCAAUCAGGUAACCUAAGAAAACAUGAACUUGCUCACACUGGAGAGAAACCGUAUAGUUGUGACCAGUGUGGGAAAGCUUUCACUAUAUCAAGUGACCUGAAAACGCACCAACGUGUUCACACUGGAGAGAAACCGUACUGGUGUGAACAUUGUGGGAAAACCUUUUCUCGAUCAGGUACCCUACAAAACCACCAACGUGUUCACACUGGAGAGAAACCGUACAGCUGUGACCAGUGUGGGAAAGCUUUCACUACAUCAAAUCACCUAAAAAUCCACCAACGUGUUCACACUGGAGAGAAACCGUACUGGUGUGAACAGUGUGGAAAAACUUUCGCUCAGUCAGGUACCCUAAAAAAGCACCAACGUACUCAUCAGAGUGUUCACACUGGAGAGAAACCGUACUGGUGUGAACAGUGUGGAAAAACUUUCGCUCAAUUAGGAACCCUAAGAAGACACCAACGUGUUCACACUGGAGAGAAACCGUACAGCUGUGAACAAUGUGGAAAAACUUUUGCUCUCUUAGGAGACCUAAAAAAGCACCAACUUGUUCACACUGGAGAGAAACCAUACUGGUGUGAACAGUGUGGAAACACUUUCACUCAAUCAGGUGCUCUAAGAAGACACCAACGUGUUCACACUGGAGAGAAACCUCACUGGUGUGAACAGUGUGGACUAACUUUCGCUCGAUUAGGAACCCUAAGAAGACACAAACGUGUUCACACUGGAGAGAAACCGUACUGGUGUGAACAGUGUGGAAAAACAUUUGCUCUCUUAGGAGACCUAAAAAUCCACCAACGUGUUCACACUGGAGAGAAACCGUACUGGUGUGAACAGUGUGGAAAAACAUUUGCUCUCUUAGGAGACCUAAAAAUCCACCAACGUGUUCACACUGGAGAGAAACCGUACUGGUGUGAACAGUGUGGAAAAACAUUUGCUCUCUUAGGAGACCUAAAAAUCCACCAACGUGUUCACACUGGAGAGAAACCGUACUGGUGUGAACAGUGUGGAAAAACAUUUGCUCUCUUAGGAGACCUAAAAAUCCACCAACGUGUUCACACUGGAGAGAAACCGUACUGGUGUGAACAGUGUGGAAAAACAUUUGCUCUCUUAGGAGACCUAAAAAUCCACCAACGUGUUCACACUGGAGAGAAACCGUACUGGUGUGAACAGUGUGGAAAAACAUUUGCUCUCUUAGGAGACCUAAAAAUCCACCAACGUGUUCACACUGGAGAGAAACCGUACUGGUGUGAACAGUGUGGAAAAACAUUUGCUCUCUUAGGAGACCUAAAAAUCCACCAACGUGUUCACACUGGAGAGAAACCGUACUGGUGUGAACAGUGUGGAAAAACAUUUGCUCUCUUAGGAGACCUAAAAAUCCACCAACGUGUUCACACUGGAGAGAAACCGUACUGGUGUGAACAGUGUGGAAAAACAUUUGCUCUCUUAGGAGACCUAAAAAUCCACCAACGUGUUCACACUGGAGAGAAACCGUACUGGUGUGAACAGUGUGGAAAAACAUUUGCUCUCUUAGGAGACCUAAAAAUCCACCAACGAGACCUAAAAAUCCACCAACGUGUUCACACUGGAGAGAAACCGUACUGGUGUGAACAGUGUGGAAAAACAUUUGCUCUCUUAGGAGACCUAAAAAUCCACCAACGUGUUCACACUGGAGAGAAACCUCACUGGUGUGAACAAUGUGGAAAAACUUUUGCUCUCUUAGGAGACCUAAAAAAGCACCAACGUAUUCACACUGGAGAGAAACCGUACAGCUCUGAUCAAUGUGGCAAAUCUUAUACCAACAGGAGAAACCUUCGAAGACACAAAUGCAUCCAGAAAGCAUCAGUGUGACAUUUUUCACAGAGCCGAGCUAGCGGUUUCCUGCUGCCCUGAAUACAACCACCUGUUAUCAUGUGACUGUGCUGGACUAACGUCAUGUGAUGACAGCUGCGGAAGUUUGAUUUGGAAAGAGCUGGAAAGAGUCAUGCGGCAUUCACAUCAAAUGCAAGUUUAAUCCAUGCAACGCUUUCAUCGCAGGGGUUUUAUUGCUGGACAGCUGCCAAGUGUUCACACACAACGUGAUAACGCAAAUAAUCACAACUCGCCGUUACUACAGCUGUAUGAACCCAAAGUAAACAUUUUGCUGUGAUUACAUAGCAAUAAACAGAUCAAACUGACGCUGAAAUAAUUACAAUAUGAUGCAGAUUUGUUUAAACAUUUGAAUUCAUGCUUUAUCAGGCUUGUCAUUAAGACAGCAGGACAACUGCUUCUAAAAUGUUUGUUUUCUGAAUGGAGUUUGGAUCGAUCAGUUUUAUCUGUUUUUUUUAAAUAAAUAUG